This is a messenger RNA of Ceutorhynchus assimilis (cabbage seed weevil), 1653 nucleotides long. Lineage: Eukaryota; Metazoa; Arthropoda; Insecta; Coleoptera; Curculionidae. The record is from the annotation of a GenBank genome assembly.
AUGGCUGUUCCAAUAGUUUGUACGCGAUUCAGCGACAAUUACGAUCUCAAAGAAGAAUUGGGCAAAGGUGCUUUCUCCGUAGUUAGAAGAUGCGUACAAAAAUCCACUGGCUUAGAAUUCGCCGCCAAAAUAAUAAAUACAAAGAAGUUGUCCGCAAGAGAUUUCCAAAAACUAGAACGAGAGGCUCGCAUCUGCAGGAAAUUGCAACACCCAAAUAUAGUGAGAUUACACGAUAGUAUACAGGAGGAAAACUUCCAUUACUUAGUGUUUGAUUUGGUAACUGGUGGCGAACUUUUCGAAGACAUCGUAGCACGAGAAUUUUAUUCAGAAGCCGACGCGUCCCACUGUAUACAACAAAUUCUAGAAUCUGUAAAUCAUUGUCAUCAAAAUGGCGUUGUACAUAGAGAUCUCAAGCCGGAAAAUCUUCUAUUGGCAAGUAAAGCGAAAGGCGCGGCAGUUAAACUGGCCGAUUUCGGUUUGGCGAUCGAGGUGCAAGGCGAACAGCAGGCUUGGUUCGGUUUCGCCGGUACGCCCGGGUACUUAUCGCCCGAAGUACUCAAAAAGGAACCCUACGGAAAACCGGUCGAUAUUUGGGCUUGCGGAGUCAUCCUCUACAUCCUGCUGGUCGGUUAUCCGCCGUUCUGGGACGAAGACCAACAUCGGUUGUAUGCCCAAAUUAAAGCUGGAGCUUACGACUAUCCCAGUCCGGAAUGGGACACUGUCACUCCUGAAGCAAAGAAUCUCAUCAAUCAAAUGCUCACAGUGAAUCCUGGAAAACGAAUUACGGCUGCUGAUGCCCUCAAACAUCCCUGGAUAUGCCAAAGAGAAAGAGUUGCGUCUGUUGUACACCGACAAGAAACUGUGGAUUGUCUCAAGAAAUUCAAUGCUAGGCGUAAGCUUAAGGGUGCUAUUUUGACCACAAUGCUUGCCACCAGAAAUUUUUCGAGCAGAAGUAUAAUUGUCAAAAAAGGAGAUGGAUCUCAAGUGAAAGAGAGCACCGACAGUUCUACCACCCUAGAAGAUGACGACAUCAAAGAAGACAAGAAGGGCGGCGUCGACCGUAGUUCAACGGUAAUUGCGAAAGAACCCGAAGGCCUAUCAGGCACCCCACCGCAAUCACCAAGAGUACCACUGAGUACUUGCAAUUCUCCCUCUAGCAGUAUCACCACCGUUACAACCUCAAAAACUACUCUCAAUUUAGGACAGGCCCUAUUGCAAUCCGUCCAAGCUCGACGACAGGAGAUUAUUAAAAUGACCGAACAAUUAAUAGAAGCUAUUAAUACUGGUGAUUUUGAGGCUUAUACCAAAAUCUGCGAUCCUCACUUAACAGCAUUCGAGCCAGAAGCAAUGGGCAAUUUGGUAGAAGGAAUGGAUUUCCAUAAGUUUUACUUUGAUAAUGUACUCGGUAAAACCUGCAAGGCAGUGAACACCACAAUCCUAAACCCUCACGUCCACCUUUUAGGAGAAGAUGCUGCUUGUAUCGCAUACGUAAGGCUCACCCAGUACAUGGACAAGCAAGGUCAAGCUCAUACACAUCAAUCUGAAGAGAGCAGGGUGUGGCACAAGCGCGAUAACAAGUGGCAAAAUGUUCAUUUUCAUCGUAGCGGCGGCAAUGGUGCCGCAGCUUUCGGUUUUAGUACGGCACAUAAAUAA